UAGACUCUUCAGAAAUCAGCCGACUCGGAAACUUUAUAGAGCAAUAAAAUAUUCGUUUUUUGUGCUCUUUCUCUCUCUCCCCAUCCCCAGACAAAGGAAAAACUCGAGCAGUGCCUCUUUAAAAGGAGAUCUUCAUAGGGCUGUUCGAGAAUGACCCGCGGCAACCAAAGAGAGCGUGAUCGUGAAAGAGCUCUUGCCAGGAAUGGCCAGAAGACGAAAGGAAAAGAUGAUGGCCUGACCCCUGAACAACGCCGAGAAAGAGAUGCAAAGGCGCUGCAAGAGAAGGCAGCGAAGAAAGCAGCACAGGCUGCAGCUGGAGGAGGGGAUACGAAAGGUAAAAGCAGCAACAAGAAAUAACCGCAGGUUUAUUGUAUAAGGGAAAUGGGGAAUUUAGAUGCUUGGAUCAGAUUUUGGGUUUUCUCUAUCCGUGGCUAAAUGGAAGAGAGUUGUAUGUGGGUGUUGAUGUUUCGUGGUUCUUUGUCUCUCUGUUUUGUAAAGAUUACCUCUUUUGGUCUCAGAUGUGAGAACUAGUUCAUGUUUGAUUCGAGCAACUCUAUUUCUAUUGAAUUCUUAAUUGGAAUAUGAUCUAGAAUCUCUAUUAAGCUUUA
This is a messenger RNA of Nelumbo nucifera (sacred lotus), 608 nucleotides long. The record is from RefSeq and is a predicted model, not a curated record. NCBI's taxonomy places the organism in Eukaryota, Viridiplantae, Streptophyta, Magnoliopsida, Proteales, Nelumbonaceae.